AUGGAGUUCGAGUCUCAUCCAGUCAUGGAGUCUGGCAAGCUCGGGAGUCGAUUCAAGGUACAUGCGUUUGCCUCUUCAGAGUACAUCUCCAUUCUCGACAAUAGAGUGAACGAAUUGAAGACCAAUGGUCUGGAUUAUGGAGCCAUCGACAAUGGUAUUCAAGUCCGCGACUAUACCGAGCUCACUUUUGAUGUUCCCGACAACACCACGCUGGUCAAUGUGACGGGCCCAUUGGGAGGAAACUUUAGUUGCUACGCUGCGCUCAAGCCUGCGCCUGAAUGGUGGAAGAAUGAUGGUCCCCCUCUUUUGGGGGUCCAUAUCAACUGUCGAUGGGAGGCGACAGCAACACUUCCGCUAUCUGCAACAUUGGCGGUGUCACCUCUUACUCGUACUUCUGGUGAGUCAGCCUUAAGAGGCCACGCUGACAGCAGGAAACGGAACGACACGGGCCCCGUCACCCCGACUCAGUCUGUAGUGGAAACAUCACAGACGUCGCAGCCAGCAACGAUAGGCCUGCAGCGCAAGGGCAGCUCUCCGACCGGAGCCAUCGUCGGCGGCGUCGUGGGCGGCGUCGCCGGAUUGCUAUUGAUUCUACUCGGUUCGUGGUGGUUGCGGCGUCGCCGCAAGUUGGCCGCCGACGACGAUGCCAGUGUCGUCGAUGACACUGCCCGCGCCCACGAGCCCGCAAGCGAUUUCAAGGGUGAUCCUCCAGUGCUCGCCCCGGUCUUGCGCAACGAUCUCUCCUUUAGCACCACCUCGCUCUCCGACCAGGCCACUACGGUUAACGCCGUAUCAGCGAGCUCCCAUAUUGGGCCUAUCUCUGAGCAAAAGCCGAAAACAACGCCCGGCCCCAGCAUACCCAGCACUACCUCUCCCCAUAGUGGAGGUCCCCAUAGUGGAGACUCGCCUCCCUCCUCGCCAUUGGUCCAGUAUGCCGAGGACGCCGAGGACGCAGCUCCGCGACGCCGCGAGCCCCUCAUUCUCCCUCCGCGGUACAAGGAGGCGUGGGGCCGUCCACGGGUGCUCCCAGAGUCAGAGGACGGUACAGGCGUCUUUAGGGCGGAUGAUGGCGGCAGCAAGGCCGAGCCGUAG
This is a messenger RNA of Trichosporon asahii var. asahii CBS 2479, 1092 nucleotides long. RefSeq lists its product as uncharacterized. Lineage: Eukaryota; Fungi; Basidiomycota; Tremellomycetes; Trichosporonales; Trichosporonaceae. The record is from RefSeq and is a predicted model, not a curated record. The transcript has 2 exons. The coding region runs from base 1 to 1092 and encodes 363 amino acids.